Molecule: messenger RNA, 7686 nt
Organism: Toxoplasma gondii ME49
Lineage: Eukaryota; Apicomplexa; Conoidasida; Eucoccidiorida; Sarcocystidae
Exons: 9
Coding region: 485-6973 (2162 amino acids)
Source: RefSeq, a predicted model, not a curated record
CGCACGACCCGAGGAAGAAUACGGAGCUUUCCCCUUCUCUGGGGCAUUUACAAUGCCUUCAAACACCAGCUGCCCACCUACAUUUGACUCAAAGCUCGCCCCGGUAAUUUCGGCGCGCUUGUGCGUCGACAUUUGUCGCAUUGCUCGGCUCUGGCUUACAGGUUUUCCUGUCAAUUGAGCUAUUCCGUCGCUUUCCCUGUUUCACCCGCUCCAGUGAGAUUCCCGUGGAAUCCGCCUUCACAGGGAUUCUCCCUUUCCCCUUCCACAUGGCUGUGUUUCCCACUCGUUUUUGAAUCUUUUUUUCUCCGCAAGAGUCCUUGCACGCGUCCGGAAUACGAUGAUGCCCCACCCCUCUAGGAUUAAAGGUCAAAUUCUAUCAGAUCCACCUCUGCAGCACGCCUCCUGCUGUCUGUUCGCUUGAAGGCAUGAGCCUCCUCGCAAAACUGUGAAUUUCAACAUGCCCCUUUCUUCAUGACUGAGAUCCAUGGCACGCCCUGUGGUCGUCAGUUUCCCCUCGGGGUGCUUGGGGCCGCAAAGCGUCACCCGAAGUUUUCCAAACCGCAGUUGCGCGGGCAGCGCUGUAGGGGGGCUUCUUCCGGAUACACACAAGUGUUGUUCUUUAUGUGAGUUCCUUCUUGGGGAAUCUGUUCGCUCUCGUUUGCAGGAUUCGUCUUCUCCACCCUUCCAAAGUUCGCAUGUCUCUGUUCCCAGCUCUGCGGCUUCUCACCUGUCUAACAGGAUCAAGAUUUUCGUCAAGCGACGAAGUUCAGCGUCCCCGGACGCGGUGACUGCCGGUCACAUCGCAAGGACCUCUCCACGUGAAUGCACGGAUUUCUCAACUUCUUCCGUUCCUUCUCGUCCUUUGUUGCCAGGUGGGCACACCCUGUGGCGUCCUACAGUAAAUCAUUUGCAAACGUGCGGCGCGUUCCCUGCGUCCACACCCUUUUCUCUGUCGUCCUGUUCCAAAAGGCCUUUUGAGGCCCCUAGUGGCGUGUUUUGGCCACAGCGUCUCACAGAACACCCAGCUGCCACGCAUUUCGCUCUGCAAAAACUUGCCUUUUCUCCAGUCGGUGGACUCCAAAUCCGCACCAAAUGCGAUGUCGCAGCGCUGCCGCCCUGGAAGCGGUGGCUUCCGAAACGGCGAGCCCGUUUGGGUCACUUGUCGGCUACAGAGGGAGGAGACGGAGUGCAUGGAUCUGCCGGCUCUGCCGCGCCUGCCGCGGACAUUCGCGGAGUGCUGCUUCUCGCAAAUGCCUCACUCGUUCAGCGCAUCCAAAGUCUGCAGCGAAGCGGGCAACUGCAUCUCCGGCGACUGCCUGCAGAGGUUCAGAAGCAGCUCCAAGCGAGGAGCCAGCCAGCGGGCAGCAGCGUGGAUGGAGAGACAGCGGGCAGUCGAGCCCACGGGGCCGCAAGUGGCGCGCGUCCCCGACAGCGGCUGAAUCACGAGAGUGGAGAUGUUCUGGGAGGGAGAAAGCCCCCCAACAUAAAGACGAAAACGACCGAAAGGAGACACUCUCAGCAGCACACCGAGAGACAUGUGUCUCCAGGCGAUGCCGUGUCGCACUCUCAAGCACCAUCUGAUGUCGCGCCGGCUGCUUCGACUCCGUCUCCUUCUCCCUUCUUCGUCGUCCUUCGUCUAGAUAGCAGAACUGGCGCGACUGGCGAGACGACUCCCUCUCCGACGCUCUUGCCGAACUUCCGCGCCCUUCUGCAGGCUGCCCGUGUCCCGGCUUCCCCAUCAUCACCCUCGGUGUCUCCUGUAUCCCUCGCGUCUGCUGGCGCGGCACUGGUUGCAGGUCACUUGACCGAGUACCUCACUGAGGUUGUCCCCUUUCUUCCGGACCUGGCGGCGACGAGCAGGUCUUCUGUCCGCGACGAGGACGAGGGAGUGUUUGCCGCAGCUGUUCUUCGCGCCCUGCUGAUUCAGGCCUCUGCCUUCCUCGCCCACCCACCCACAAGCUUCCAAGCCUUGUCCGUUCUCAUGGCCUUCUCUGCGCUCAGCCCUUCCCUGCCCUUCGAGUGCCAGCAAAUGCCGCACCAGCUGGAGGAAGAACGACGUCAAAAGCAGUUGAGGAAGCUCCAGCCGCUUCUUGCCCAUCCGGCUGCGAAGCGCCUCUUUGAACAGUUACUUCGCAUCUGCUCCGGUGAUGCACCGCAUUCGACAGAUGGGAGAGAACUUGGCCCUCCAGACGGCGAGGCCUCAGCUGCGACGGGGGUUGAAGAGCGAGAUGGAAAUAAAGAAGAAAACACCAAGCACUUCACCCUCCUACAGCCCAACACGGGCGCUCAUCGCCCCGUCCACACACUUUCGGCGCCCUCUGGUGCCGCGAUGUUUUCCGUGGCGCCGGAGGUGUUGCGACUUCCUCCGAUAGACGAGUCUGCGGUUCUCCCGCUGCUCGAAGCCUACUGGCGCUUGGGCCUCCAGCAGCCGGACAUCCUCGCAUUGCUUCUGAACUGUGUGGCUCUUGAGCAUUUUUGGAUCGACGAGCGACAACUCGUGCGCCUCUGCUCGUUCCUUGCUUUCUACGAACGCCCGAGCCUUGACGCAGCGGUGGCGCUGGCUCCUGUUCACCAAAAAUGUGGACGGACGCCCGGUGUCCCUUGCGCAAGUGAGGCGCGAGCCAAGCAAGCUGAGCGUGAUGUGUCGAGUGCGGCGACUCUCCAGGGCGCAAAUGCAGUCUGUAGCAGCGUGGAUGAAUCUCUCGUGAGAGGGCAUCUCGCCGCGGCCGUGUUUCGUGUAUUUGAUUUGGCCGGUGCACGGUUAGCAGAGCGAUUUGAGUUCUUCACGGACGACGAUGUUGGAGAUAUCUGUCGAGCGCUGGUGAGAAUGAAACGCAAUCACGACAGGCUGCGUGAGCAGCAUGCGCGCCAGGCACUGGAUGAGGGCCGCGCAUUGCGUCUGCACGGAAAUGCGGAAGACAGAGGGCAGAUCGAACACGACAGAGCAACUCGCAGAGAUCGCAGGGAUGAAGAGUUCAAGCACAGGAAAAAGAAUUGCUCUCUAGCUCACCUGGAAGACAGGCAACGUCUCCCGCACUUGGAACCCUUCACGGCGUAUUUCAACGUAUGGCAAAGGCCCCUGGGAGUGGCGCUCCAGCGCCACCUGCCUUUGACUCUCCAUGAUUUUCGAUACUGGAAUCUGAUUGAUGUAGGGGAAAUGAUAGCGGAGUUUCAGACAGAUAGAAAGGAUUUCUUUGGAAGCGGAGGACUAAGCUGUCCGCGAUCCAAUGCCGCCCUGACUGUCAGUUCCAGGUGGGGUGACUUGCCCGAUUUGGCGGGGAAGUUUGGCUACGUUCCGACGGCGUAUGCAGAGGGUGUUUUAGAGCCUCGAGGAGACACAGAGGGCGAAGAUCUCGCUCAGAGAAUCGCAAGCGAAGUCUGGAAGUUUUCUAUCAUGAUGCGCUUCGGAUACACUGGAAAAGCUUUGAUGGUUCUGCAUAAACUGGACGUCGGGGAUCCUCGUACCCAAAGAAGCCUUUUGCGCCAUGUGACGAAACUCUUCGGUUUCAGCUGGGCAGGAAAUUUCUUCGCUGAGCUUACUGUGGCAGCAGCAACUGCGGCCUACAAGGCUCGGAUUCCCGUGGAGCGUCAGAAGAAAGGGGUCCACGUUGCAGGUUGGCGGCUGUACAACAAUUUCGCACUUUAUCUUCUCCGGCCGAUAGGCGUCGCCGACACGCCGUUCGAUGGGAGUCACGCAUCUUCCGCAGCAGCACCUGGCAGUGAGGAGCCGAGUGGCACACUCACGGAGGCCGAGGAAGAGGCUGGAGAGGACGGCGAAGCCGAUAAGUUCAGUGUGGAAGACGAGGCAGAAGCGCAAGACAGUGCAGGAAGCAGUGUCGUGACUACGUCUCCGUCUGCCUCGCGACCAGUCGUUGUGUCGAGAAAAAAGCAACGGCUGCGACGGCUCAUCGAUACAGUAUCGUCUCCACUUCUCUGCUGCGAGAUUGCCACAGCCUUUGCGCGGUUAGGCGUGCCGCAGGCAGCUUUGUUGCAUGCAAUAGUCGACAGGGCCGAGGCAGAAGGUCGCGGAUGGAUGCAUCUGCAGCAUCUGAUUUCCCUAGCGCGGGACAUGCAGGAGGUAUCCGUUCAUUCCGAACGUCUGCUGGCUAUGCUCCUAGACGCAGAGCGCCAAAAGGCUGAGCUACCAAAUUGCAGUCCGGCGGCUCUGGCUCUCUUGCCUCUUCUUCUGGGUCGCAUUCGCGGAUGCCGGCCAGUUCACAUGCCAACGCUGCUGCGUUUGCACCAGCUUCUCCUCGACGAAACCAAUCCCCUGGCAACGAUGCGUGAAUUCUUUAGUGACAAGGAUGUCGAAUGGCACAAAACCCUCCAGACGGCGGCUAAGUACAUCGCUGCAAACGGGCGUGAGGACAGACUAAAUGAGAAGCGACUAGAAGAAGCGGGCGCAGAAGAGAGCGAAACGGCCCAGGAAGCUUCACCUUCGCCACCAACUGACAUUGGGUCCGCUGUUGAGGCAGGCGACAGUCUGAGUUCGUCAACUCGGUACUCCUUCCUCACCGCCCGUUCCCCCCCCUCCAUCGUUUCUACCUCGUUUGUCUCUGCAGUGUCGCCUUUUCCAGUGUGCUUUUCGGGUGACAGCAAAACGGUUUUUGUACAGGGGGAGAAAGAGGGGACGGCGGCAGCGACUGCCGACGCCGCCCGUGAGGCUCGCUGGAGAAAUAGCGUGGAAGCCUUGAUGGCAGAUCCGGCAUUGACGUGCUCUGUACGUGGAGAAGCCGCGGAUGAUAAAGCAUCAGGCGACGCAGGUAACUAUGAAGGCACCCUGUUGCCUACGACUCAGCCAGAGAUUUGUAAGAGCACCGACAUGUCUCUGGAUGCAAGAACUGCACGAACAGACAUUCGUGAGAGCGCAGAGCAACAGGACAGGUGGAGUCGCCUCUGUACAGACGACUCCAUUGAGAGUUCCGCUCCGUUGUUUAAAACAACUCCGAGGCAUGAAUCUUCGUCUGGCUCUCAGAAAGACCAGGCAGAUUCAGCAACUUCAGCGUCAAGGCAACCCAAAGACUCUGUAGGGACACAGGAGUCUCGGCUCCCGGACGAAAAAGGCAAUCGAUCGCAGACACCUUCCGUUCGCCGCCUGGCUUUAUUCUCCGUCGAUGAUCUCGUCGUGCUGCUACGAGGUUUGGAGCUUUCGCGAUGCUGCAGCAAACCGUUGACCAACCAGGUUUUGCGGAUUUUGGAGCGACGAAAGUCGGAAGUUACAGCGGGCCAUCUUCCUGGUCUUCUCAGCGGCCUUGCGACAGUUAGUGGGGGUGGAGCGUAUCCUCUGAUGGCGACUGGGUGCCCAGAGUCUGUUUGGCUCGACGCGGAGACAGGGCAAAGAUCGAAAUACGACACAGGGAGAAACCAUAAGGCGGCAUCUGCGACCAACAUUCUGGAAGAACUCAUCGACACGCACAUUGGAGCCCUGAGUGACGAAGAGGUCCCUGCAUGCAUCUGGGCAGCGUAUGCUCUCGGCAUUCCUGCUGUUCGCCCGUCGCUGCGAAGUGAGCUCGACGAACACCGUCUCAGCAUCGGGUCCGCCAAUGAACACCUGGCGGAUGCGGAGUGCCGAGCCCAACCGGGAGCGCUUGUGAAGCUUAUUCGUCGAUUCCUUGGAGCAUCGUUAAAUGUGUCGGCCCCGCUUAUGCACCUGCUUCAGGUGGUAGGCGUAUGCUUUCGUCUUGAUGCAUUAAGGAACCCGCAUCUGCAGCAGCCGGAAGAACUGGGUCGCUUCGCCGGCCUUGUGGAGGGGAGUCCAAUAAUCCUGCCAGGAGGCAAUGUAGGCGGUGCAAGUUCACCCGCUAGUUUCUCUGUGAGGUCUCUUGUGGCUCGUUCCGCUCUCGCGAGUGAUGCGCACCGAGAGGGCGACGGACUCCGAACAGGCGAACAGGCGCAUGCAACUGGUUUAGCGGGCGCAACAGGCGGGUGGCGAGAGCAAGGUAACAGAACACGAGACUCUGAUGAGGCCAUCGCGACUUCUCCAUCUGAGGCGACAAGGCUGCGAGACCUAGCAACGCGAAAAGCGGUGGCAGCGGCUCUCGAGAAUAAAGGACUCGUAUGCGCUCACGACUUGCCCGCGUUCCCAUUCACCGUGGAUUUGGCUUUCAAUCGGCCCGUGGUUCGAAGUCAAGCGUCGAUCGCCGGAGACGAUCAGAGCUUCGAGAAAGGGGAAAGAGAUACAUCCGGUGGAGCAUCGGGAUUGACAUUGGCCACUGUCGACUGCCAAGUCCACACGCAACCUCGCGGAACCCGGGCCGAUGAGGAAAAAGAUAGGACCAUAGCGUCUCUCGCACGAUCGCCUGAUCGAGACGAGGAGGGCAGAGAAGUUGAAGCACUUCCACCGUUCAUAGAGUCGUGUUCUAGAUCGACGCUCGCACCGCCAAAACCAGUGUGGUCUCACACGUGGCAAGUCCCAGAUGAAGGGUUUCGAGCGCCGCAUGCAGCCGCAGGCGAGGACGAGCAGGUGUACAUCUGGUCCGCGAUUCAGGGAUCUUCGAAGAUUCGUUCGCCUUCCAGUCAGGAAUCCACGUUGGGCACCGAAACCGGCAAUGUGAGCCCUGUCGCUAUUUUUGUCGUGGGCAGCUAUAGGUCACUUUGUCUUAGCGACUUAAGCCUUCUGCAAACCCGUCAGGCAGAAAGGAAAGUCCGUCCGGCACAUGAUGGCUCACACACAAUGCCUUGCAAAGGAGAGGACGCUUUUGCGUUGCAGUGGGAACUGGAUUUGACCAACCAGAUGACAAAGAGAGAUGCUCCACUGCCGGAAACUGGUGAAGGGCUAGGAUCACGCGAGCAGACUCCGAUGGAGACAGAAGGAAAUGCGAUGCGCACGGACCUCAAUAAGCAUGUCGUUACAAUUGUUUCGAAGAGUGCCCUGGAGCACUCAUCAGGGUGGAGACUCGGACCGUAUGAGCAGCUCCGGGACCGUGUUUUGAAGGACCUAGGUUGGCAGGUUUUCUAUGUAUUUGCUAGGUAGGAAGGACAGUCGAUGCUUCGAUCGUGCAUAGCCGAAGCACCAUAAGUCAACGUGCUCCUUCCUGACCGAGAUCAUACGUCAGAACUGGCAACUGGUUUGUAUAAGAAAACAAAGCGGCAAAUCUCGUGGUGCUUUCAGGGAACUCGAGGAUAGCAUGCUAUCACACGAGGCAUGCUUCCGUUAGGGUCAGGUUGCUCCCAAUUUGAGAAGUCGGGUGCAGCAUGGCGAAGGCACCCUUAGGUUCCUUUUUUUUAACCCAAACAUGGCGAUGUUUCAGACGGGGGCGCUGGAGACAUGUUCUUGUCACUCAGACUCGUGAUCUUGUUGCGAGGAGCAAGUGUCAUAUGGAGAUUUCUUCAACGUGUAAAAGCAGAACUUUCACGAAUUUCCACUACUCUGACGCAGGUGUGCCGGUGUUCAUGUGUCCAGUUUGAAAUUGUUGUGGGUUUCGAAUUUUCACCCUCACUUCAUAACGUGAACACAAAUGCCCCACGCCUAUCAAGGUGCAAUGCUAAGUUUGCCAGCUUCAUUUUCGACGACGCACGCACUGCAGCAGAAUGGUAUAGAGGGCUGUAUGUGUUCCAUUCGUGAACGUGUUGACGACCGGUACAUCUAUUGCCGACCCUUGUAAAAAGGUUGCGUCUACAACGUGGCACCGAAAUCGUUCUUCGGAAACUGUUGCUCUGAUAGAGAAUAUCGUUGAGCCAACGAUG